UGCUCGCGCACGCAGACUAGGGGAGCUGCGGUGGCGUGCUCGCGCUCCCGCCUGGGCCCUGUCCCAGUGGCGUCAAUCUGUGCCCUGCGAUGUCGGGUCGGAAGCCUGCCUCUAGUCGCGCCGCUGCCGCCGGCCCAGCUCCUGCAAGGCAAGAGGUUUUGAGCAGAUUCUUCCAGUCUACGGGAAACCUGAAAUCCACUACGUCCCCCACGGGUGCAGUCCCGAAGGCCGGCCCUGACUCUGAUUCCGCAGCGCCCCUAGCGUCCACUCUCCCGCUUCAGUUGCCGCCACACGUGGUUGUGGAAAUCGGCAGAAGUAAAAAGAGACCACUGGAGAAUGAUGGGCCUUUUCAAAAGAAAGCAAAGAAAGUCCAAGAAAAGGAAGGAGGGAGUGAUUCAGUAAUGUCUGGGAAUGUUGAGCCAAAGAAAUGUCUGAGGAUGAAGACUGUUUUAAAGUCUCUGGAAAAAUUGAAAGAAUUCUGCUGCGAUUCUGCCCUUCCUCAAAAUAGAGUCCAGACAGAGCCUCCUCAGGAGAGAUACGCAGUUCUGCCAAAAUGUACUGAUUUUGACGAUAUCAGUCGUCUCCGUGCAAAGAAUGCAGUUUCUUCUGAAGAUUCCAAAUUGCAAAUUAGUCAAAAGGACAAGACACUUUUCGAUCUCAGUCCUUCUGGAUCUUCACAAAAGGGUAAUGACAAUUUACAGACAACUUCUGAUCCUAAACCAUCUAACAAACGGACCAAGAGCAUCUACACACCUUUAGAAUUACAGUACAUUGAAUUGAAGCAGCAGCAGAAAGAUGCAAUUUUGUGUGUGGAAUGUGGAUACAAGUAUAGAUUCUUUGGGGAAGAUGCAGAGGUUGCAGCCCGGGAGCUCAAUAUUUAUUGCCAUUUAGAUCACAACUUUAUGACAGCAAGCAUACCUACUCACAGACUGUUUGUUCAUGUACGCCGCCUCGUGGCCAAGGGAUAUAAGGUGGGAGUCGUGAAGCAGACUGAAACUGCGGCAUUGAAGGCCAUUGGGGAUAACAGAAGUUCACUUUUUUCCCGGAAACUGACUGCUCUUUAUACAAAAUCUACACUUAUUGGAGAAGAUGUGAAUCCUUUAGUCAAGCUGGAUGAUGCUAUAAAUGUCGAUGAGAUAGUGACUGAUAAUUCUACCAACUUUCUUCUGUGUAUCUGUGAAGAUCAGGAAAAUGUUAAGGACAAAAAAAAGGGGAACAUUUUCAUUGGAAUGGUGGGAGUGCAGCCUGCCACAGGUGAGGUCGUGUUUGAUAGUUUCCAGGACUCUGCUUCCCGUUUGGAGCUCGAAACUCGGAUAUUGUGCCUGCAGCCCGUGGAGCUACUGCUCCCCUCACACUUGUCAGAGCAAACAGAGAAUCUUAUCCACAGAGCCACAGCUGCUCGUGUGCGGGAUGACAGAAUUCGAGUAGAAAGGAUGGAUAACGUGUAUUUUGAAUACAGCCAUGCUUUCCAGGCAGUUACAGAGUUUUAUGCAAAAGAUGUAGUUGACAUCCAAGGUUCUCAAAGUUUUUCUGGCAUCAUUAACUUGGAGAAGACUGUGAUUUGCUCUUUGGCUGCUAUAAUAAGAUACCUCAAAGAAUUUAACUUGGAAAAGGUGCUUUCCAAACCCAAGAAUUUUAAGCAGUUGUCUGGUGAAAUGGAAUUCAUGACAAUUAAUGGAACAACAUUAAGGAAUCUUGAAAUCCUACAGAAUCAGACUGACAUGAAAACCAAAGGAAGUUUACUUUGGGUUUUAGACCAUACUAAAACCUCUUUUGGGAAACGGAAGUUAAAGAAGUGGGUGACCCAGCCACUCCUUAAACUAAGGGAGAUAAAUGCUCGACUAGAUGCUGUAUCGGAAGUACUCCAUUCAGAAUCCAGUGUGUUUGGUCAGAUAGAAAAUCAUCUACGUAAAUUGCCUGAUAUAGAGAGAGGACUCUGUAGCAUUUAUCACAAAAAAUGUUCUACACAAGAGUUCUUCUUGAUUGUCAAAACGCUGUAUCACCUGAAGUCAGAAUUUCAAGCAUUAAUACCUGCUGUUAAUUCCCACGUUCGGUCAGACUUGCUCCAGACAUUUAUUUUAGAAAUUCCUGAACUCCUCAGUCCAGUAGAGCGUUUCUUAAAGCUACUUAAUGAACAAGCUGCCAAAAGUGGGGAUAAAACAGAAUUAUUCAAAGAUCUUUCUGACUUCCCUUUAAUAAAAAAGAGGAAGGAUGAAAUUGAAGAAGUUACUCACAGGAUCCAAAUACAUUUGCAAGAUAUACGAAAAAUACUAAAAAAUCCUUCUGCACAGUAUGUGACAGUAUCAGGACAGGAGUUUAUGAUUGAAAUAAAGAAUUCUGCUGUAUCUUGUAUACCAACUGAUUGGGUUAAGGUUGGAAGCACAAAAGCUGUGAGCCGCUUUCACUCUCCUUUUAUUGUAGAAAAUUACAGACGUCUGAAUCAGCUCCGGGAGCAGCUAGUCCUUGACUGCAGUGCUGAAUGGCUUGAUUUUCUAGAGGAUUUUAGUGAACAUUAUCACUCCUUGUGUAAAGCAGUACAUCACCUAGCAACUGUUGACUGCAUUUUCUCCCUGGCCAAGGUCGCUAAGCAAGGAAAUUACUGCAGACCAACUCUACAAGAAGAAAGGAAGAUCAUGAUUAAAAAUGGCCGGCAUCCUGUGAUUGACGUGUUGCUGGGAGAACAGGAUCAAUAUGUUCCCAACAGUACGAGUUUAUCAGGGGACUCAGAGAGAGUAAUGAUAAUUACUGGACCAAACAUGGGUGGAAAGAGCUCCUACAUAAAACAAGUUGCAUUGAUUACGAUCAUGGCUCAGAUUGGCUCCUAUGUUCCUGCAGAGGAAGCAACAAUUGGAAUUGUGGAUGGCAUUUUCACGAGGAUGGGUGCUGCAGAUAAUAUAUAUAAAGGGCAGAGUACCUUUAUGGAAGAACUGACUGACACAGCAGAAAUAAUAAGACAGGCCACAUCCCAGUCCUUGGUUAUCUUGGAUGAAUUGGGAAGAGGAACAAGCACCCAUGAUGGAAUCGCCAUCGCUUAUGCUACACUGGAGCAUUUUAUUAAAGAUGUGAAAUCCUUAACCUUGUUUGUCACCCAUUAUCCAUCAGUUUGUGAAUUAGAAAAAAGUUACUUACAACAGGUGGGAAAUUAUCACAUGGGAUUCUUGGUCAAUGAGGAUGAAAGCAAAGAGGAUCCAGGUGAAGAACAAGUCCCUGAUUUUGUCACAUUUCUUUAUCAAAUAACCAGAGGAAUUGCAGCAAGGAGUUAUGGACUAAAUGUGGCUAAACUAGCAGAUGUUCCUGAAGAAAUAUUAAAGAAAGCAGCUAGCAAGUCAAAAGAAUUAGAAGGAUUAGUAAAUAUGAAAAGGAAAAGGCUAAAGUGUUUUGCAAAGUUAUGGGAGAUAAAUGAUGCAAAAGGCCUGCAAAAGUGGAGAGACGAGUUUGACGUGGAAGAAAUUUCAGGCUUCUCAUCUUGAUGAGAACGAAGACUACACUUGUGAACAAAACAUGGAGAGUUAAAAAUGCCAUCUGUACAAAACAACUGUCCAGUAACAGCCUAUCUUUGUGUGAUGUGAGCAUAAAAUCAGAACUAUGGUAUAUUCCCAUUGGAAAUAGGCCUUUUGUGUAGAAAGUCUGUGCCAGGUUCUUGUCAUGCUGUCUUACAAAAGUAUAAACAGUUUUGAAUAUUAAGAUUUCUGUUCUAUCAUUAGAAAACUUCAUGAACAGUAAGCUUCACAUAAAAUCACACCUCCUAAAUGAAACCUAACAUGGUAAAAUAUAGUUCACGAACUUUCAGAGAGUGACAUAAAAAUUUAAUUCAUAUUUUUAUUUGUUCCAGUUCAGAUUAAUUUGCAGCUGAGUGAGAUGUCUAGCAGAAGUGUACCUUUCUAUUUGAACUAAAAUAAUUUUAUAAUGCUACCAGUUUAUUCACUAUAAGCGUAAGAAUUUUUGAUAAGAAAUAGAAAAGAUCAUCAGGCUUUUAGAAAGUAGAGCACAGAAGGAAUAAGAUGAUAUGAAAUUUGAAAAGUUAAAUACUGUCACAGUUUUAAGCAAUUUAGAAAUUGUUGGAUGAAAUUAUUUGUCAUGCAUUCAGGUAAUAAACAUUUAAUGAAUACUUGCUA
Prionailurus viverrinus (fishing cat) is the source of this 4115-nucleotide messenger RNA. It is a transcript of the gene MSH3, whose product is annotated as mutS homolog 3. Gene Ontology annotation, cellular component: nucleus. The transcript has 24 exons. The coding region runs from base 90 to 3470 and encodes 1126 amino acids. Gene Ontology annotation, biological process: mitotic recombination; mismatch repair; somatic recombination of immunoglobulin gene segments. Gene Ontology annotation, molecular function: mismatched DNA binding; ATP binding; ATP-dependent DNA damage sensor activity. The record is from RefSeq and is a predicted model, not a curated record. Lineage: Eukaryota; Metazoa; Chordata; Mammalia; Carnivora; Felidae.